Molecule: messenger RNA, 1308 nt
Organism: Centruroides sculpturatus (bark scorpion)
Lineage: Eukaryota; Metazoa; Arthropoda; Arachnida; Scorpiones; Buthidae
Exons: 5
Coding region: 370-1035 (221 amino acids)
Source: RefSeq, a predicted model, not a curated record
GAUAUUUCAUUUUUUCCUCUUUCUAUCACCCACGAUCGAUUUCUUGCUGCCGACUUUAAUUUACCUACACUGUUCGAGCAAAUUGUAUUUAUAGUCAAAACUCCUAAUCGCCAUCCCAAUUAUUCAGCUAUAUACAAACCUUUUUCCUUAAAAUUAUGGUUAGCAACACUGAUCACUUCUAUUGUGUUUGGAUUAAUUGCUUAUUAUAUUCUGAACAAGGAUUUAGCAUUGUCAGGAAAUAAGCAACAAUAUUCAAGGAAAAAUAUAUUUUGGUUUAUCUUCGGGACUUUUACGGCUAAAGGAGACGAUUUGUACAUUUUUAAACGAUUUCCAUCAAGAUUUUUACUGGGAAUAUGGAUUUUAGGUAUCAUGAUUCUUGUAUGGAGUUACAUGGGAAAUUUGAUAUCUUUUAUGACGUGUCCGUUUAUGAAUCAAGUACCAAGAACCUUUCAAGAAUUGAUUAAUUAUGUGGAAAAUGAAAAAUACACCGUGGGAAUUGAUAAAGAUCACGAUGCAGCAGUACAAUUAUUGCUUAAAACUAAAGCAAGCCGUUUACAAAUACUUAGAGAUGACAUUAUUUCUCAUAAUAAUUUUCUAACGCUUGAUCAAGCGAUGCAACGAAUACAAAAAGAUUCUCGUUUUGCAUUUAUCGGUUCAAAAAUAAUCUUCCAGCACAUCAAAGUUUCGAUGAAAUCACAAUAUUUUCUUGAAUCUAAAGACUCUGCAGGUAUUUUUGCACUUGCAUUUGGAAUGAGAAAGGGGUUUCCGUACAAAAAUAAAAUUUCUGAAAUAUUAAUUCGUGUGUUUGAAUCAGGUAUUGUAUAUAAACACGUAGGUGUUGAAUACUUUGAGCAAGAAAAGAAAGAAAAGCAUGAAGAAUCAGCCGUGAAAUCGUUAACAUUAGAAGAUCUCUUGAGUGCUUUCAUGCUUCUUUGUAUUGGAUAUAUAUUAUCUACUGCAGUGUUUAUAAUUGAAUUGUUAUUAUACCAAAGAUUCGUUAAGAGAAAUGUUGAUUAUACAGAUAAAAAAAUAUAGAUCUUCUACUCUACUAAACUUUACCUAAUACUAAAUAUUUUAUUAUUUAUUUAAAUAUGCAAAUAAUAACGUAUUUCUUUAUGCUAUUGAUGGCCGAAGCGUUUAAGGCUUCGACCUCUCACUGUGGAGACCAGAAUCGAAUUCAUACAGCAUAAAUACUAAUAAAGGUAAAUACUAAUUGGUGUGAAAGGUUAAAUUUUGUCUUCUGGUAGUGCUUAAACUACUUUAUUGAAAUUUCAAAUUUUUCUGAUAAGUACUCAACAUCUUGUUUAU